GACAGCUGGCAGAUGAACGCCUUCGAUAUAAAUGAUGGUCCCAACAGAACACUACCCCAGAACCCCCCCUCCCCCACAAAACGAAAUCUCUGAAGAUAUGGGGGUUCUAACGGAGGAGGAGAAGCAGCUAGAACACCACGUGAAACCCCCCUCCUCCGGUCAUGAGAUGAACGAUGGUCCACCACAGAUCACCUGGGCAGACAAGCUCAGAGCCCCGCACCAGGGUAGAGCCCUUACCAUCCAGCGGGGCCAGGGUAGUCCCCGGACCGGGAAACUUGAGAUCCCCCUGGAAGGGCUACCAUCUGCGAGGGCCUUCUUCAUGGCCAAAUUCCUCCUGCUGUCGGAAACAAGGGUGGUGUCACAAGGGGGCAAGCAGGUUAUGGUCAAAGCUUAUCCCCAGAAUGGGAUAGCCUGCAGGGACGAGGUAUACACGAAACACGCCAGCAAUUGGGUGUUUCAUGCCGCCGCCGCCUUCAAGUCAGUCAACGACAAGGUCAAGUGGAUUGGCCGCCGGCUUGAAGUUCUAAAAAACUGUGCGGAAAUGGCCCGGGAUCAAUUUUUGGUACAACCCGUCUCUAACACCACGGUUACGGUCUUAUGCAUGCACGAAUCAGACAAGAAAGUGAUAGAUGGGUUGCAGCGCCUCCGCUGCGAACGAUCGGAGGUCAGGAUCCACCCCUGGAUGCCGCUGCGCAGGAUGGGACCGGAGGAGAGAAGGGCACAGUUGAUGCAGGAUUUCUUCUGGGUGGAGUUUCGUCAUAUCCCUGUCGAAGUCCAGGCAGCAUUUGUGUAUGACUUCGGCUUGCUGUAUGACAUUGUUGCUUUCAUCGACCCCCUUCCCUCCUUCGUGGCUAAGAGGGAUGAUUACCUGAUGCUGGCCCUGGAUUACCCUCAGGGCCAACCUUUCUCCCUCGAUGAUCUGAUCCCGUAUCGGAUAGGUGGAAAGGAAUACAUGAUUCAUACUGCACAUAAACUGAGGCCUUGGUGCCAUAAAUGCAGAGCUUAUGGCCAUCUAAGCACUGAGUACACAUGCCCGCUUUAUAUGCAGAGAAGAGCACGAGCAACAGGGCGAUUGUUGCGGGACCCAAUAAAAGUCACCCAUUGGAGGGCAGUGGACCCAGGGCACGAAGGUUGGGUUUACAUUGAAGACCGCACGAAAGAAGGCUCCUCAAUAGGCUGGGUCUGGGAAAGAUCCGGGGAGCCGGACUGGGGAACACGCCCCUCCAACGCAUGGACUCCCCCGCCUCUGGUGGAGGAGAAAGUACAGAACAAACAAGCCCCGCAGGAGGGCCACGUGAGCUCAGAAUGGAAAAUGGCAGGGAAGAAGGGCGGGAAGGAAAUCUGGGUCCAAAAACUGCAGACAGAACCGGCUGCCGUGAAGGAAAUCCGGGUCCAAAAACUGCAGACAGAACCGGCAGCCACCCCGGGCCCUGCUGCCGCGAGUUACAUCCAGGAUGAGAAGGGAGCUGCAGCGAUUGCAGAACAGGAAGGAACCCGAGCUGCAGCCACCAUGGAACUGAAGGGAACCCAGAUCACACAAAACACAAGCAAAUGUGCGGGGGAGGCAUCGGCUCAAUCUCCUCAAUCGGACGCAACAAGCAACAUUCCUAGGCUGAAGUGUUGCGGAGAAACAGAAAUUCUGGAGGGGACUGCAACUGCGGCCCGGUUGGAAACAGGGGAUACGGACCCCCCUCAAGCAGCCUUCGGACUGGAUCCCAUGGAUGUGGACCCCCUUCCGGAUAACGCUAGUAGGUCACCGGAGGGACUGGAUCCGGAGCGGGGCCAGGAAUGGGUGGAGGAGGGGGCACCUCCGUUGGAUCUACCCAUGGAACAGAAGCUGGUUGCCAUAGCGGACUGGCUGUUGGCCAAUCUCAAAGCAAAGCAUGGCCCCCUGACCGAUGACUUCUGGGACAAGACCUACCUGAAUCUCUUCCCCGUACUGGACACGAGCGUCUCACUCAAAAAUGUGUUGGAGAAGGGGCUGCAACCAGGGGUAAAAUGGUCCGACGCGUGGCACAGACUGGACACAAUCGUGUCAGCACGGUUCCACGCACCACAAGCUGCAGCAAAGGAAGAAGCCAGCCAGCAGGGAACACAAGAACCGGUGCCCCAAAACCCCCCGGAUCUGGUCCUCCAACACCCACCCCCGGCACCGGAACCGGAACCUCCGGAUCCGGAGGAGGACAUGCUGCUCGACUUGGUGCGGAAAAGAAAGCUGAGACAGCUAGUUGAGAUGGGGGGUGACACCAGUCCCAUGUCGCAGGAAGCUGCGCUGUCCAUCCCCGUCCGAAAGAGAAAUGAGAAAUGGGAAGUAGGCUUGUCCCCAACAGCCAAUGCCAGACAGGGGGACAUCACGCUGCAAGGCUGGUCGUCGUUCUGGGCUAGCCCACAAAAUUACACAACGGAGGCAGCGGCGGGGAUUCUGCGAAUGCAGCUGGAAUCCCGCAUUGCAGAAGCCCUGCCGCCCGGGGCUCAAGCUAUGGCCUCGAUUGUGACAGGCCCCACCAAGAUUGCACAGAGGGACGUAUACAUAUGCUUUGAUCCCGCCAAGGAGAACAGCCUGAGAUGGCACACUUACAGUCAAAUGCUAAACCUGCAGCUGGUUAGGAUUAAGCAAAGUGACAUUUCGUCCGAGCGUGACGUCCAAAAAAGCCUAUGUGCGCUUCUCAGGAUGCCGGCGGGAUGCAGAUUGGGAAUGGGAACAGUUAUCAUGGACCGGGUUGUGAACAGCCUGGUGAUAGGAGAGACCAGAAAGACAAGUAAAUGGAUCCUGUUACAGCAGUAUAUGGGAAAGACCGCAUCUGGAACCAAUGCAAGAGGGCAGCAGACCUGGACCUGCGGUCAUUGAAUGUCAAUGGUCUCGCCUCGAGUAAGCCUGAUAAACACAACGCAAUCUG
This is a messenger RNA of Chara braunii, 2897 nucleotides long. The record is from the annotation of a GenBank genome assembly. NCBI's taxonomy places the organism in Eukaryota, Viridiplantae, Streptophyta, Charophyceae, Charales, Characeae.